Molecule: messenger RNA, 4500 nt
Organism: Talaromyces marneffei
Lineage: Eukaryota; Fungi; Ascomycota; Eurotiomycetes; Eurotiales; Trichocomaceae
Exons: 3
Coding region: 1-4500 (1499 amino acids)
Biological process (GO): ribosome biogenesis
Cellular component (GO): nucleolus
Source: RefSeq, a predicted model, not a curated record
AUGGCUCCUAGCAAAGAUACUGCCGGCCCGUCGCAGGAAGCGCUGCUGAGACUCGAAAAAAGUACAGAGGACAGCGACAGACAACUAGUCGCUGCAGCACAGAUUCUGAAGCUAGAUCUGUCCGACACUGCCUCUCCGUUACCGAGUCCAGACGCAUUCGAGUUAAUAACUCGACCCGCCCCGAAGGAAGAAUGGGUGCUGAGAUGGCUGCUUAAACGACUAAAGACAGCGACAUAUCGAGUGCACCCUCGUUCUUAUAUUCUCCUUCAAAAGCUUUUACAACGAAUUUCCCGAAGGGCAAUCGCAUCGACGUUUGUUGAAUACAAGUUUGCCCAGUUAUUAAAGGAUAUCGUGGACGAUCUGAACAACGCUGUCUUCAAGUCGCUUUCUGAUGGCAUAACCCGGUCACCUUCCGACUCCGAGACCAGUGAGACCGUCCAGGGAUCUCCGGUCCGGUCAAAGAAACGAAAGAGAGGAAAUGACAAUGCCGGUGCGGAUGAUGAUAUCGUUAUGCAUGAUGCGGGCAGUGGAGACUCACAAUCGGAACAUGCAGUUCUGGCUUACAGUCGGUUUUCGGAUGCUUUAUAUGUUCUUAUGAACCUAGUCAAUGAUCAGAGCGACCGAGGAAAUGUGUCACAGUUUCAUUUACAGCAAUCGCUUCGGCUGGAACCUGCAGUUCUCGCUGGGAUAUUAGGCAAAUUGAUAAGACUAUCUGGCGGUCUAGCCGUUGAGUAUGUGCAGGAGAAGCAAAGCGAUCAGCUGCUGCAUCUUUUGAAGAUGACUACCGCAUAUUUCAGUUUGUGGGAUUUCAAAAAAGCGGGCAUCAACAGUGCCGACAAGAGUUCUAUCAAUACCGCAUUCUCGGAAUCUUGCUUCCUCGAAGCUCUAAGACUUUAUCGUAUUGUACUCUCGUCUGGAGUGGAUAGCGAAGAUGCUCGUUUCAUCACACGUUCUAUUGAGAAGCUUAUUGCUCUCCAUGUCGUUCUCCCCGCACGAAGUCUGUUUAUGGAUCGAGGCGGAUCUGGAAUAGACUAUUCAAAAGAUGAAGACCCUGACUGGAGUGCCGUACAGCCAGUAACCGCAACAUUCAAACCGCUCUUCGAAGACCGCUCUCCAAUAGAUAUAAAAUGCAAUGAUGCCAGCUCUGUCGACCAAAACUCCUGCAUCUUCCCUGCAACCUGGAAACCAGCAGAACUCAUUCCGACUUUCUACGAUAUUGUUGCGAGGUCUGUACCGAGAGAUUCAUUUCGCCGACAGAAUACCGAAGCGUCAUGGCUCGAAACAGUCUUUGUGGCACUAGCGGAGCUGGCGUAUUCGAGUACCCAGAAGCUCGGCGGUGAUUCCCUUGGCUUCAUACCACUAUUGGAACAGCUGUUCAUUGUUGUCCGUGCUCGAAAAAUAAGCUUAUCUUUGCAUACCUUCCUCACUCAUGCCUCCUAUACCGGUCUUUUGAAAGGAAAGGAAUAUCCCCAGCACAUACGUUGGAGUCUCACAGCCUUGUUGAUUGAGCUUGGUGCAGAUAUCUUCCUACCCAACUCUGGUUUCAAAGAUUCAAGUCGUCUUUUAGAUGCCCUAUUUCAAUCCCUUCAUCAUGUUCGGAGCGAUAUGAGCAACCAGGAAACUUAUCAACUUGUGAAAAAGAAAGUGGUCAUACCUUUACUGCGCGCAUUUGCUGCUGCCAGAGAUCUUCCGACUUUUGCCAGGUUUUGGUAUGAGCAGUUGCGUGAGAUUGAAGUUGCACGAGAUAACCAGGACAUGGUCACCGAAAAAUCAAUAUAUUCGGUAUGGGAGGACGAUGAUGUUCUUGUCGUCUACCAGGAGGCAUUGAAGAGUACUACAAGCAACGUCUUCCUGAAAUCGCAGAUCGAGACAGCUAUAUCUACUGUGACAAAAUCAGGACAUAUUUCAAAAUCGCCAGAGUCGUACGCCUAUUUCGUCAUCUUAGAAGCCGGUUCUCGUAUAUGGGGGCACAAUGGGCUUCCAGGUUUACGCAUUGACCUGGUGACUGGUUUGAUGGAAGCACUGUACAAGACAUUAUCGAAACGCAAGGGAGAUAGACAUUGGCUUUGGCGUUUGUGGAGAGUGGCCCGGAACUUGAUGUCGAUCAGCCUCAAGAGCACUCUCAACACCCCGAAUGAGCUUGCAGACAAGUUUAAACGCGAAGUCUUGGUUGUGACAAACUUUUCGACCGGGCCAACAAAGCUUAGAUCUGGGUGGAAUGGCCAUCAGGAGAGCUUCGAGGCUUGUCGAUUUUUGAUGACCUUGAGCAAAGACUUAUAUCCUGCCACUUCGGCCGAACGGAGGGAAAUUUUACAUGUUAUUAUUAAUUGCCUUACGGGAUCAUUCGACUCUAUCAUUGAAGCUAAGCUGGAAGGAUGGAAUGGUCGUUAUCAAGAUAUUGAUGGACUAGCUCAGCAGGCGACUGCCGUCAUUGAGUGUCUGCUAGAACAUCCGGACCUACUAUCCGAGCUCGUGUUUGAAGACUUGAAAAUCUUCGUCAAGUUCUUGUGGGAUCUUACUUCUUCUUCCAGCAAGGACUGGAAACAGAACAAAAUACCCGAAAUUACCGAAUGCGUGUCUUUCAAGCAAUUAUGGCGCGUUUUUGUAUCCUAUGACUAUCUUACAGACAACCCACCAUUGGCUUCGGCAGUUGCCCGCGCUCUUUGUGAGUCGUUCAUGGAAACGAUAGAGGACGGCCAAAAACAGUCGGCGAUUUUUCGAUAUUUACCGGGCAUUGUUCAGGACUUACCAGGCAUUCCUGUUCGUCACAGCGAAGUGCCCAAAUACAAAGACGUCGUCGAAGCUCUCAUGACGAAAGUGGACUACCCUGCGGAGUUUGUUCCUUUCAUAGUGUCUUUGAUAAAUGGGUGGUGUCAUGAAUCGCGACAGGUUGGGCCGGAUAUUCUAGAAUGGAUUACAUCGGACAUUCCGUUACAAGAUUCGUCCGUGGACAUGCGCACAAUUGAAUCCUUCCGAUCCCUAAUCUGCACGGUGUUUGAUUGCGAGCUUAAAGCAUGCAAGUCUCCUGCCGAGAUGAGCAAAUUCAUGAAACGUUUCUAUAAACUCACGACGUCCCGAGUUGAACCAUCCACAAAACAGUUGGAAUUAAGUGUCAAGAACAAGCGUCAACCAUCAACCCUUACGCCUAUCUUUGUGGGAACCUCCAUGCGGUUGCUGUGGGAACGCCAGGCGGUUGAGUCGAAAGUAUUGAGCGAUAUAGCUCGUCAGCGCGACAAGAUCUUCGGUGUAUUACUGGCCCGUCUUGAUCAUUGCACGAAGACUCUGCGGCAGAAAUCGCAAACUGAAGUGGCUGUUCUACUUGCCACGACGUUUCAGAUGUUAGAAGACUUUGACGAUCUCGCAUCCCAACAGAAUGCAGAACUUGACAAGUCCUCCGAACUAGGAGAGAAUUACCCCGAUUUGAAAGUCGGUAUACAAAGCAUCGCUCAACGGCAGAAGAUCGCUCGAGCAGCUAGGAGUAAGGGCUUUGGCUUCAAUGAUUCGACAUUACUACAAGGUAUUGGACUAUGCCGAAUGCAAGCCUGUGAACAGACAUAUCUUGCACGGGAGUUUACGACGAAGCUGAAGGAUAUGAAUAAUGCAGACCGCAUCAAAGCGAUUGACGAACUCAAAACUACUGGAUUCAAUGGUUCGGAGGGGGCAAGCCGACUGCUGCUUAGUGGGUUGGCGGUGUCAGUACUCGAUGAAAUCGUGGAGAAAGACAGUGCUGAAGCGCGAGAAGUUUCGUCAUUAUGCACUGCUGUUACGAACGUCCUACAGCAUAGUAUCAAUGAGAUUGAGCGGUUUUCUCUAGCAGCGGAGUGCGUUGAUAUCAUUCUUCGCUUGCAUCCCCGAGGAGUGAUUCAAUACAAUAUCGACAGCUGUCUCACGGCAGUCACGACAACGAUGUCGAAAAUUGAUUCCACACGUGAGACAAAUGAUAUAUCCCCCAAGUCUAUAAGUACAAUCUACACACGUCUCUGUCGCAUACUGGGCACCAUUGUUGGACUUUAUCGACAACAACUCGGCGGACGAUUCCACCUCUUGAUUCCGGCACUACAGAGUCUUCUCAAGGCACUAUUUGCGCCGAAUCAAAAGCGCACUCAAGGAAGUCGACUUGCCCUCGGGACCUCUCAUACCGUACAAUUCACACGUCUCCUUACAUCCCUUUGCGACCCUACGGUAUCAGCAGUAUCCCGGCCUAGUCGACCUACCGGCAAUAGUAGCCACAGCUUGAUCGACCAAACCAAAAGGGCGAAAGUAAUCGCAGGUCAACACCUCCGAAUGCUCAUUGAAAGCUAUGCACAAUAUAUGCUGGAAGCGCCACUUCAACCCGAUAUCAAGACCGCGCUGGCUCCGGGAUUGUACGCGAUACUCGACGCAAUGCCGGCAGAGAGCAAACGGGGAUUGAAUGCCGGGAUGGAUAUUUCGUCGCGCGCGAUAUUCAAGACGUUGCAUGAGGAGUAUGCUAGGUUUGGAAAGUGGAAUAGCAAGGGAUGA